AGUUCAAUCUAUUUAAGUAGAUUUGCAACAAUGAACACAACUAAUAAUUCCUCUUGAAAAUGUCGCGUUGCCACGUUUCCCACUUCCAAAGUCGUCCAGUACGCCUAAGUCAAUGCUGUCUUGAUCUAUCGUUCUAGUCUUUUGUCGGCCCCCUUGAUUCUUUUCUGCGCAGUGGCUUCUUUUUUCUUUUUCUGUUCCCUUUUUUUUUUUUUUUUUAUCUAUGAUUGCUUUCGUUUGUGUUUCCUGCUGUGUUUCCUCAUCAGCGCUAGGAAAAUACGAAGAAAUUGAAGAAUGGUUUCAAUGCGUCUUUCUUUUCCUCUGAUUCUUUUCCUUCUUCAUCUAUGUUUAACUCUGAUAAAUUUUCUGCUAUUUUUUCUGAUCAGCUCCAAGACAGUGAAAAAAGCAGUAGAGUUUGAAACUGAUAUUGGUUUCAAAUUUUUGGUUACUUGAGUAAUGCCUCUGAUUUAUCUUGUGUUCCAAAAUAUUGGGUUUAUUUUCUUUUCCCGUGUUGGAUCUUUGGGUUAGCUAGCUAAGCGAAGUUAUGGCUGUAGCAUUAAUCGGACAGGCUGCUCUGGGAGCAGCAUUUGGAGAGAUAUUUGCGGUGUUCUAUAAAACAGUAAAGAACGUGACAAACGAUACUCUAAUGUUCGAUUCCAUUCUUGAAGACCUCAAAUCCACGCUGGCUGAGUUAGAGCCAUAUGUCGAAGAAAUAAAACAGUCAAACAGAGAACUGGGACGCCCAGAAGAGGAGAUAAAGGGCUUAAUUGAAAAAAUGAAGAAGGGCGAGAAGCUCAUUAGGAUGUACUCGAAACUUCCGUGGUUGAAAUACUGCAUGAGAUUCCAUUAUGCGAAAAAACUCCGCAAGUUGGAGGAGGCCCUUUUCAAGUUUUUUCAUGUUCAUGUGACGGCAUGGAGUGCGAGGACCGUGUUGCAGACUUUGCAAGGAGUGAAUGAUAUUCGUGUGCAAAUGAAUUUAGUGGGAAUGAGUGGUGUUGGGUUGUCGUGUGCAGUUCCUCGACCCCCAGAUUUUAUUGUUGGAUUGGAUGUGCCUUUGAAGGAGGUGAAGAUGCAGCUGUUGGAGGAGGUGUCGCUGCUUCUAUUGACUGCUCCUGGAGGAUGUGGGAAGACCACAUUGGUGAAAAUGCUUUGUCAGGAUGAGGAAAUCAAAGGCAUAUUUGAGGACAAUAUUUUUUUUGUUCCCGUUUCAAAAACUCCAAACUUGAAGGUCAUUGUACAUAGAGUAUUUCGUCAUAAGGUUGAUCGGGUACCUGAGUUUCAAAGUGAUGAAGAUGCUAUCAACCAGCUGCAGCAACUACUGACUCAAAUCAAAGCUCCUAUAUUGUUGAUCCUGGAUGACGUUUGGUCCGGAUCAGAAUCCCUUCUGGAGAAUUUCAAGUUUCAAAUAUCAAAUUACAAGAUUCUAGUGACUUCAAGAACUGCAUUUCCAAGGCUUAGCUCUAAAUAUACGUUAAAACCAUUAAAUGACACAGAUUCAAUGACUCUUUUUCGACAUUCAGCAAUCUUGCUAGAUGGGAGUUCUUGCAUUCCGGAUGAAGAUAUUAUUCAAAAGAUAGUGAAAUGCUGUGCGGGUUUCCCACUAGCCCUUGAUGUGAUUGGCAGAUCACUCUGUGGGAUGUCAGCAGUGACCUGGCGCAAGAGAGUGAAGGACUGGUCUAGUGGUCAUUCUAUUCUUGAUUCUGAUAGCUCUUUGCUCGGGUGUCUAAAAAGGAGCCUAGAAUUCUCUGAUGAUGAAAUCAUCCGGAAGCAAGAGAUUAUAUUGAAGGAGUGUUUUUUGGACCUAGGUUCUUUUCCAGAGGACAAAAGGAUCUCCCUUAUUCCUCUCAUUGAUAUGUGGGCAGAAUUAUAUGAACUAGAUGAAGAUGACAGCAUUGCUAACCUACUUGAACUCAUCGCCCGGAAUCUUGCCAGUCUUGAGGACGUCCCAUGCUCAUUUACCAGGAAACAUGCAAGUGAUUUUGCUAGCUGCUACAGCGAAGACUUCAUCUCCCAACAUGAUCUUCUUAGAGAGCUAGCUAUCCACCAGAGCAACUUGGAGCCAGUAGAACAAAGGAAACGACUCAUUGUGGACAUAAGUAGAAACAACUUUCCCAAGUGGUGGAUAGAACAUAAUCUAAAACCCAUCAACGCCCGCCUUAUGUCUAUCUCAACUGAUGAAAUGUUCUCACCAACUUGGUUCAAUAUUCAACCACUUGAAGUGGAGGUUCUAGUUCUAAAUUUUCAAACGAAGAAUUACGCCUUCCCUGAUUUUGUGAGGAAAAUGAAUAAACUAAAGGUGCUUAUAGUCACAAAUUGUGGUUUCUCUCAUGCUGAAUUAGGUAAUUUUCACUUACCUGGGUCGGUACCUUGUCUAAAGAGAAUUGUAUUAGAGAACGUCUCGGUUCCUUCCCUUUGCAAGAGCCUAGAGCAAUUGAGGAGUUUGGAGAAGAUAUCCUUGUUGAUGUGCAAUAUUGGUCAAGCUUUUAAGAGUAUCCAGGUUUCAAAUGCAUUACCAAAUCUUGUGGAGAUAAACAUUGAUCUUUGUGAAGAUAUUGCAGAAUUUCUGGUCGACCUGUGUGAUAUUAUUUGCCUUAAGAAGCUCAGUAUCACCAACUGUUAUAAGUUCUCUGUACUGCCUCAAGGGAUUGGAAAGUUGGUGAAUUUGGAAGUGCUAAGGCUCAGAGCAUGUAUUAAUUUGCUCACCUUGCCAGAGUCAAUCAGAAGCCUCCAUAAUUUAACUAUUUUUGAUACAUCCUACUGCCUAAAAAUGAUGUGGUUUCCUGAACACAUUGGUGAGUUUUUUAAGUUGGAAGAGCUCCACAUGGAAGAGUGCUUACUAUUGAGUAAUCACCUUUAUCAGCAAUGGUCGAAUCAAUUGCCACCAUUGUUUCAGAAUCUAAAGCAACUGAAGCUUGUGACAUGUGAUGAAGAGAUGUCCAAUUUAUGGGAGCCUGUCAAGGAGUUCCACACAAGUGUGAAGGUAAAGGUGAUUAGAAGUUCAGGGCUGAUAAUCCGACGGGUUGGUCUUAUAUUUGCGGGAACUGCAACAGAGUCAACAUCUUUAUACGGUCACAAUUCAAUAUAUUGAAAGAGAAAAAAAAAUUAUAUAUAUAUAUAUAUGAUUUUAUUUUCCCCUAUAAAUUUCAAAAGAAAUUGUACAUUAAAUUGUUAAUACAAUGUCAACUGGAAGGUAGAGGGGUGGUUCUAGUUUCACAACGAAUAUGAAAUGGAAAAUUCAAUA
Carya illinoinensis is the source of this 3238-nucleotide messenger RNA. Its product is annotated as probable disease resistance protein At5g66900. Gene Ontology annotation, biological process: defense response to fungus. NCBI's taxonomy places the organism in Eukaryota, Viridiplantae, Streptophyta, Magnoliopsida, Fagales, Juglandaceae. The transcript has 5 exons. Gene Ontology annotation, molecular function: ADP binding. The record is from RefSeq and is a predicted model, not a curated record. The coding region runs from base 542 to 3085 and encodes 847 amino acids.